AACUAGUUGCGUGGACUUCCUAGAUUCUUUGAGAAAAAGUAAAAAAAGACUUGCCAGUCCAACUAACCCAACCCACACAACAAUCCAGGCCGCCAGGCGCAAGUGUAGUGUGCCUUUUCAGUAUUCUCGAAAGUUAAAAAGGCAUAAGCAAGAAAGAAGCUCUAAAUAAGACGGAUCUAAUCCUUGGCGCUCCUCGUCUUUAUAUAUAUUCAUUCGUCUUUUCCUCAACUUUGUUUGUAACGGUCUCAACAAAUCCUCUAUACUCUCUAAAACUGAAUUUCAACUGCGCUAACCCUAGGAUUUUUGUAGAGAAGGACAAUUAUGGCUGAAACUAUACCUAAUGGCCGGCCUGAGUGUGCCAAUAUUGAUGGACCGACCAAUCCUAUGGUUACGCCUAUUUUAACAGAUCUCUAUCAGUUUACUAUGGCUUAUGCUUACUGGAAAGCUGGAAAACACAAUGAACGAGCUGUGUUUGACUUGUAUUUUCGGAGGAAUCCGUUUGGUGGUGAAUAUACAAUAUUUGCUGGUUUAGAAGAGUGCAUAAAGUUUAUUGCUAAUUUCAAAUUUACUGAGGAUGAGAUAGAUUUUAUCAGGUCAUCGUUGCCCUCGUCAUGUGAGGAUGGCUUCUUUGAGUACCUUCAAAGACUUGACUGUUCAGAUAUUGAGAUAUAUUCCAUUUCUGAAGGAUCAGUAGUUUUUCCCAAGGUACCACUGAUGAGGAUUGAAGGACCAGUUGCUGUGGUUCAAUUACUGGAAACGCCAUUUGUAAACCUCAUAAACUAUGCAUCACUAGUUACUACUAAUGCUGCAAGACACCGUUUCGUUGCUGGAAGGUCCAAAAUAUUGCUUGAAUUUGGGCUUAGGAGAGCACAGGGUCCUGAUGGUGGUAUAUCAGCAUCGAAGUAUUGCUACAUGGGUGGAUUUGACGCGACAAGCAAUGUGGCAGCUGGAAAGCUGUUUGGAAUCCCACUCCGUGGAACACAUUCCCAUGCCUUUGUUAGCUCAUUUAUGAGCCCAGAUGAGAUCAUAGAGAAAUCACUUCAACAUCAUGAUGGUUCUAGUGUUUGUGAGGAUUUUGUUAGUCUGGUACAGACAUGGCUUGAUAAAUUAAAGUGGUCACACUUAUUAGGUGGAAUUUUCAGUGAGACAAACCAAAGUGAGUUAGCAGCUUUCGCCUCAUAUGCACUUGCAUUUCCUGGAAGUUUUUUGGCCCUUGUAGACACUUAUGAUGUCAUGAGAAGCGGUCUUCCAAACUUUUGUGCAGUUGCUCUUGCACUUAAUGAUUUGGGGUAUAAAGCAGUGGGCAUUAGACUAGACUCUGGUGAUCUUGCUUAUCAGUCAUGUGAAGCUAGGAAAUUCUUUUGUGCUGUUGAGAAAGAAUUUGGAUUGCCUGGUUUUGGAAAGACGAGUAUCACAGCUAGCAAUGAUCUUAAUGAAGAAACUCUGGAUGCACUAAAUAAACAAGGUCAUGAGGUUGAUGCAUUUGGAAUUGGAACUCAUUUAGUUACCUGUUAUGCUCAAGCUGCUCUGGGUGUUGUUUUCAAGUUAGUUGAAAUAAACAAUCAGCCUAGAAUCAAACUCUCUGAAGACGUAUCAAAGGUCUCUAUUCCAUGCAAAAAGCGGUGUUACAGAUUGUAUGGGAAGGAAGGAUACCCCCUUGUAGACAUAAUGACUGGUGAAAAUGAGCCCCAUCCUAAGGUAGGUGAACGAAUUUUAUGCCGCCACCCAUUUAGUGAAUCUAAAAGGGCAUACGUUGUGCCCCAGCGUGUUGAGGAGCUUUUAAAGUGCUUUUGGCCUGGAAAUUCAGAUAAAACAAGAGAAGUCCUUCCUCCGCUGAAGGAGAUCAGGGAAAGAUGUAUUGAACAACUGGACCAAAUGCGACCAGAUCACAUGAGAAGGUUGAACCCAACACCAUAUAAGGUCAGUGUGAGUGCAAAGUUGUAUGAUUUCAUCCAUUUCCUCUGGCUCAAUGAAGCACCUGUUGGGGAGUUGCAGUGAACCAUGAAUGAGAAGCUUGAGGGAUUAAACAGGAUAAUCUUUCAAAAAGAGUUUUCUAGGUUUUUCAUGUUGUAUCUUUUUCCUCAUGUGGACUAAAAUUUUACAUAAAGUUAUCAACCAAAGUAAAGUCCUUUACUUUUUUUUUCUCUGAUGAUGUUCCGAGUCAAUUGUAUAGGCUUCCUUAGAUGUUUGUAAAGGUCAAUAAAAGUGCCUAUAUAUUUUCCUU
Molecule: messenger RNA, 2224 nt
Organism: Solanum dulcamara
Lineage: Eukaryota; Viridiplantae; Streptophyta; Magnoliopsida; Solanales; Solanaceae
Product: nicotinate phosphoribosyltransferase 2-like
Exons: 15
Coding region: 322-1998 (558 amino acids)
Biological process (GO): NAD+ biosynthetic process
Molecular function (GO): nicotinate phosphoribosyltransferase activity
Source: RefSeq, a predicted model, not a curated record